Messenger RNA from Toxorhynchites rutilus septentrionalis, 1619 nucleotides. RefSeq names its product inactive peptidyl-prolyl cis-trans isomerase shutdown (gene shu). Bases 134 to 1450 code for a protein of 438 amino acids. The transcript is spliced from 2 exons. Gene Ontology annotation, molecular function: peptidyl-prolyl cis-trans isomerase activity; protein binding. The record is from RefSeq and is a predicted model, not a curated record. Lineage: Eukaryota; Metazoa; Arthropoda; Insecta; Diptera; Culicidae.
UAAGCCGCGGAAAAAGAUUGUUCAUCAGAAUAUACAUUUCUCGGAAACACACGCUAAACAAUACAGUUCAUUGAUUUAACGAUAUUUGGAUACAUUUAGCUUGGAUUGGUUUUACUUCCUUAUUUGUUAUAAAAUGGAUGGAAUGGUACUGAAGGAAGCGCUAAAAAUAAGCGAUCUGCUCAGCGAAGAAGGAGCUCACUUCCAGAUGAGCACCAAAUACAACGACCAUGGUGAGGAAUUUUUCAUGGAAGAUGACUAUGGAAGCGCAGAUGAGGACGAGGAUGCUCAUCGGAAGAUUAUGAAUCCAUGGGAUAAAAGUUUCGAUGAGUUACGGGCACAAAUGUUUUUAGUUUCGGACGAUGUUUACAAGAAAAUAACAAAGGAGGGCGUGGGUAGCGAUACGGUCCCAGAUCGUGCUCGGGUAACAGUUGAUUACAAUGCAUAUUUUGAGGGGGAAGCCUACGCAUUCGAUUCAACUUCCAUGCGUGGAGAAGUAAAGAUAUUCACCAUUGGAAAAGCAGAAGUUUUGGUCGGUUUAGAGGAAGCGGUAAAAUCUAUGAAACCCAGCGAAGAGGCACAAUUUGUGAUUGGAUAUCAGGUGCUGUUCGGAGAGCUGGGAUGUAAGCCCCGUAUUAAACCGAAAGCAGAUGCAUUGUUUAUUAUAAGAUUGGUUGGGUACACGGAUCCUGGCGAUGCAGAGGCGUUGGAUAAUCUCUCACAGGAAGAGCAAAUGUCUUACGCGUUUGUCAAGCAGAAAGUUACUGAUAUCAGGAACCACGCCAAGGAUUUUUUCAAAAGGAAUAUGAUUACAAAUGCCAUAGGAGAUUACCACAAAGCUGUAUCUUCCCUGGAGCGAUGUAAUAUUAAGAACAAAGAGGAAGAAGACGAGCAGACCGAGACCCUGAUUCAACUGUAUACUAGCCUUGCAGUAUGCUACAAUAAAAAAGACAAUCCUCGCCGUGCCUGCUCGAUGAUAAACGAGAUUCGUCGUCUUGGGAAUAUAGACAAAAUGUCCCGAGCACUAUUCCAUGAAGGGCGUGCUCUGAUGAGUCUUGGGGAUUAUGGAAGGGCUAGAAGUAGUCUCUUGAAGGCACAGCAGCUGGAACCGACCAACAAAGACAUCAUUAAAGAAAUGAAAAUACUCAAUGAACGCUGGGAGAAGCAUCGCCAGGAAGAGAAAUCCAUUUGUGCUCGGGCAUUCGGGUUGAAAGAACGGAAGGAUGAACAACGCACGGAUGAACAGAUAAGAUUCACCGAUACUAUGCGGACCACAUUGCAGGCUUUCAUGGAGGAUGAUAAGAGUAAGCAAUUAACGCUUCCGGAAGGAUUGACCAGCAAAGAGAUUAUAUCCGUACAACAACUGACAGAUGAGUUUAAUUUGAAGCUGAGCCUUUACAAGGACAACAACAAAGGCUUCUACAGGUUGGAAAAGAAACCGACAGUAGAAUAGUGUGCGAGGGGAAUACUAUGUGCGACGUGAGCGUACAGGAGAUAUAUUCCAGUGUCCGCCUGUGUAAUCAAUGUGAACACAUUAAACAGUAACAUUAUUUAACUAAUAGAUCGACCAUGUAAUUUUUUUUAUGGAAAGAUGAACUUUCACCUCAGAUGAUUUUGAAAUA